AUGAAUGAUCAACCAACUCGGAGUUUCCAGUCAUUCAAGACCGACCUUCUUCAAUACCGACUGGACCAUCUGGAGAGUAUCACGUUACGUAACAUCAAGAUGCAGUCGGCACAGAACUGGGGUGCAGUCAUGCAUCAUCUCUCCACCAUCACUACUCUCGAGAAGGGCUCUUUAUACAAGCUCUCAAGCAGCGUGUCGGCACCCUCGCCCAGCCAGGACAGUACAGACUUCUUGGAUAUCCACCGCUACGAGAUCGAAGGGGUUGGCAUCAAGCACGAACUCUGUGAUCUCGCAGCUCUACUGGUACUAUCUGCAGACGAUCCCAAGAAAUGGAAGCACGACUUAGGUCUCAAGAUCAACAACCCAGUAAAAGCGAGAAGAGUUGUUACCGGGGUAGAGCAUCAUGGGGCGGAGCAACUUGCUGUGUGCAAGCCUGACGAGGAAGUGACGAUUGCCCCAACCAUAAUUGCAAGUCAUCCACAGCACAUGCGGAGCUCAGUCCUUACCAUCAUUGAAGACACGCGCACUAUAUCUGUCAUCUCCAACGUUAACGUUACAAAAAAGCAAACUUGUAACCAUCUGAUUGUUGAUCAAGACAUCACCCCCGUCAAGCCGGGUCCGGUCCAAGAGGUCAACACAGCAGCAGUCGAGAGGUCGCUGGACCUCGACGAUCAUAUUGCCUUCUCCGACUCCUGCCGCAACGAAAUGUUUAACGAGUUGACUCCAGUCAUCACUCAAAUCGAGUCUCAUCACAAGCUGGAGCCUUCUGAGCAGGACGAAGAUAUCGGCGAGUGGGCCGAGACCCUCUGCAACGAGCUCAACGAACUGUUUCUAUAG
Aureobasidium subglaciale EXF-2481 is the source of this 837-nucleotide messenger RNA. RefSeq lists its product as uncharacterized. Bases 1 to 837 code for a protein of 278 amino acids. The record is from RefSeq and is a predicted model, not a curated record. The transcript has a single exon. Lineage: Eukaryota; Fungi; Ascomycota; Dothideomycetes; Dothideales; Saccotheciaceae.